UCAGUGAUUUUGUAUUCGAAAAAAUUUUGUUUUAAAUCCAUAUUUAAAUGGAUACAUUACUUACGAACACACAUCUGUUGAUUUAGACGUUCUGAUGAUUAUACUGCACUAGUCUAUUAAUAUUCCCUAAGAUUUAUAUUUUAUUCCAUACUGUAUAUGUUUAAAUAUGUUAGGUUGGGUAAUUGAUCUACGUGAUCUUUGUUAGCAAUGAAAUUGAACUUAAACAUGUAUAAAAUGAUGUCUUUAACAAUUAAAAAAUGUGCUCCUUGUUUGCAAAUACGACAAUUUGCAAACCUUAUUUGUGACAAAAAUCGAGUCGAUAAAAAAAGUUUCAAUAGUUUAAUAAAUUACACAUAUUUAAAUUAUAGUAGCUUGAUAAAUCCAAAACAUAAAACAUACUACCGACCAUUCUAUGAUAAUGUUCGGAUGAUGUCUAAAGAAUCUCGUCUUCCACCACUAAUGAACGUUCCAUUUAUUUUGCGUCGUCCAUUACUUUCUCCCUAUUAUUCAUUUGUAUUUUUAAAACAAGUCAGAGAAGAAAUAGACCGAACAUUUAGUCUUUUAGAGUUUAGAACUGGAGCAGCACAGGCAGUUGUGGUAGUAUCAAGUGCAUUAGCUUCACGAAAUUAUGAAGCAUUAACUGAUCUUAUAGAACAUCACACAUUGGAAAAACUAAUUGGAAGAGUUAAUGCAUUGACAGAGUCACAAAGAGAACUAUUAAUUAUAAAAGACCAGGUUUCAUUAGCUUGUUGUAAUAUGAAUGUUACAAAAAGCGGAACAGAUAACGUUAAUAUUCAGAUAACAGUACUAGGUUAUUAUAUGCAUAUCACGCUUGAUUUUUCUUCCUCGCUACCAGACAUGCACGUACUUCUGUACAACUACACAUUUCAAAGGACUUAUAAAGAUGGUGAAGGAGGACCUUGGAUAAUAACAAUGGCAAAUCAUUGUUCGCAAGAGUAAUUUAAUGAUUGAAUGAUUUUAUUCAAUUGUAUCUUCCAUAUGAUAACCAAUGGUAUUGUUUUUUCCUUAUAAAAUGGUAUAAUAAAAAUAUCAGUAUAUGUACAUUCAAAAAUUUAUAAGUUUUAGUAAAGGGGAUACAUAAUUUCUAAUAUUUAAUAAUGUAGCACCAAUAGGUCUUCCAUGUUCAAAUACAGAGAUAACUAUUGGUCCCUGUAACAAAUCAUAAUUAUGAAAGAGUAUUGGUUAUGAACAUGAUUGUAGGAAAGUAUAAAUACCUCAUUGAUUUGAGGAUUGUGAAUCCAACAUUCAUUUGUAUUUUGAUCUUGAUAUAAAUUAUUUUUCUUUGCAGGAACUAAAUUAUAGAAGUUGAUUUUCAAGUGUUCCAAAUUAGAUAGUUUAAUUUUUAUUAUAUUUAAAUAUGGUUCCAUAUUCCAUAUGGUAACUUUUCCAUGUAUAUUUGCUUGUUUAAAACUGAUAUCAAAUGUCACUGUUGGAAAUGAAGUAAGUUCAUUGAAAUAGCAAAUGGCAGCUGGGAGAUUUCCUGCAAUAUUUUAAUAUGUAAAAGUAGAACUAACAAUUUACAUAUAUUAAAAAAUAGAGGUAUACUUUUAUAAAUAGCAUCAGUUAGACGGAAUGGUUUUGUAAUUGAUGAAGCAAACAUUGGGAUUUGAUUCCGUUCCUUGCCUUCGAAACAAUUAUCAAUAGCUAUAAUUACAAAGAUUAUUGUUAAAUAAUAAUACAUAUAUGGUAAUAUAUUAACAUACCUUUUCCUACUUCUUCAAAUAAUUUUGUAACUUGUAUGUCCUUGGUAAUAUAUUUACAAAGAUGAGUUAUGUACAAACCAUAUUGACUGUUUAAUUUUUCAUAACUAGGUCGAUAACUAGAUGUAGAAUAUGCUUGAAUUAAAUUUCGAAGAUUUUUCUUACUUUUAUAUUCAAUAACAACUGGUAAUUCAUUAUAAAUUACAGAAUUAAAAUUCCUGAAAGUAAGGAAAUUAAGGAAAUACAGGAAUAAUCAAAUACUUUUAAAUAACCAAAGGUAACUUACUUUGAAGGUAAUGUUUGACACAUAUCUAAAAUAAUAAUUAAUAACUCAGGAUCAUUUUGAAGGAAUGAUGCUAAUAAUUCACUUUCACAUAUAGCAUCUUUCCUCAAAUAUACUGUUGGAGUAUCUGUUGCAAGUAUAUAACUUUCUUGCAUCUUGAAACCAUGUCCAGCAAAAUAGAAUAAACCUGUUGAAGGUAAACAAUUAAUUAACUUUCCAUUUUUCCAAACUUUCAUAUAAUUUGUUCAUCUUACCAUAAACACCCUCAACUAAAGCUUUGCUAAAUAAUUCUAUUGCAUUUCUUAUUUGUUUUAUUGUUAAAUUCAUCAAACAUAUCACUUUAAAACCAAUUUCUUUAAGAAGUUUAGCAAUAUAUGCACCAUCAUUUUUAGGGGUUAAAAGGCAUUCAUGAUUAUCAUAAUCUCCAUUUGCAAUAAUUAAAGCUGUUUUUGCAACUGCUUUUAGCUUGGGAAGAUACAUCUAUUAAGUAAUAUAACCGAAUUAUUAAAAUAUAGUAUAUUAAGAAGAAAUUGCAGUUUAUAUGUAUUAGUCAUAUACAUCUAGGUAUUACCAUUAUAUGAGUUCUUUGAGUAUAAAUUUCACCAACAUCAUUAUAGACAUGACAAUAAUAUUUUCCUUCAUGUUUUGAAUUGAAUUUUUUUAUCUGAAAUUACGAAUACUUUAAUUCAUGAGUUAACCAUGUACAAUAAGAUUAAAAAAUUUCAUCACUUUGUUUACAUGCAAUAUGUUAGAUGUUUCUCCUUCUAAUUUAGUAUUAUCAUGGAACCACUGAUAUUGUGGCUCAGGAUUGCCACUAGCUUUACAAUGAAUCGUAAAAUUUUCUCCUUCUUUGACUUCUAAAAUUGGUUGCGGUUGUUCUUCUAUUAUUACAGGUGUAGGAAAUAUAUGUACAUUGACAGUUUUUGAAAUUAAGCUAGAUAUAACAGUUCCAUCAUGUUUAAUCUGGGAUACUUUGCAUUUGUAUUCUCCUAUUUGGGAAAUACUUUACAACAUAUGAAAUAAAAUUUAUUACAGAAUUAAAGACUUGU
Molecule: messenger RNA, 3053 nt
Organism: Nomia melanderi (Alkali bee)
Lineage: Eukaryota; Metazoa; Arthropoda; Insecta; Hymenoptera; Halictidae
Source: RefSeq, a predicted model, not a curated record